UCAAAUCCUGGCAUGUAUAAAGUACUCGUACUUGUGAGCAAAGAAGAUAGGCCUAUUGGAGCAACACUUCUAUUUUUUGACGAUACCGCGGGAGAUCGUGGUCUAGGCCAGGCCUAUACUAUCUCUUCAGCAGUAUCAGCAGGAAAGUUGCUUCUUGAUCUGUAGUUCAGUAGCCAACUGUCAUCAUUUAAGCUUGGCUAGGCCUAUUUUGAUCUAGAUCUAGAAUCUAGAUUUAGAUCUAGGAAUCUAUUCUCCCUUUUUUUGGCAGAGCUGAUUUGAGUUCGAGUACAUUGUUGGAAACUGAAUACAAGCUUCACAGUUUCCUUUGACCCUGAUUGAUGAGGCCUGAGCCUGAAGACUGAGGUGAAGAUAGCAGACUGCUUCUUUAAAAGUCAAGCUCAGAAGCUGUACAAACAACAGAACCUUGAGCAGAUCUUCAAGCUCGGUUUGUUUAUUUAACACCUCUGUCCAUCUAGAAAAAGAAGGCAGCCAGAAUGUCGAGCAAGUCAAAAGAGUUUUUGUCUUCUUCUGACAGUGACGAUUCAGAUGAGCCUAGGCCAAAAAAGACAAAGCCUUCAAAACCUGAGAAACCAGCUGCGAAACCUGAAAAAAAAGAAAAAGCUAAUGAACCUAUGAAAGGUUCAGGGGGUGAAUAUAUGUUUCAGCUGGCCAAAAUGCGGUAUGCUACAGUUGGUGAGUUCAGAGGCAAUGUCAUGGUUGGAAUUAGAGAAUACUAUAAUGACAAAGAUGGAGAGCUCAAGCCUGGAAAGAAAGGGAUUAGCCUGAGUGCAGAGCAGUGGCGAGCUUUGAAGGAUCACAUUAAUGACAUUGAUGAAACAAUGAAAAAGUUUUAGCAUUUCUUGUUCUGAAAUCUGGUUUGGUUGAAUGUCAUUUGUUGAGCCUGUUCAAUGCACUGUUCCACAUUGAUUUGAUGAAUGGUGAAGAUUUCACUGCCAGUAUGAAAAGUUUGUUUUCUGUUAAAUGGAUUGGUAUUCCCAAGAGUAUGACCAUUUGUAAA
Aplysia californica (California sea hare) is the source of this 1018-nucleotide messenger RNA. RefSeq names its product activated RNA polymerase II transcriptional coactivator p15. The transcript has 5 exons. Gene Ontology annotation, molecular function: DNA binding; transcription coactivator activity. Lineage: Eukaryota; Metazoa; Mollusca; Gastropoda; Aplysiida; Aplysiidae. Gene Ontology annotation, cellular component: nucleus; transcription regulator complex. The coding region runs from base 495 to 854 and encodes 119 amino acids. Gene Ontology annotation, biological process: positive regulation of transcription initiation by RNA polymerase II. The record is from RefSeq and is a predicted model, not a curated record.